UAAGCACCGGCUUCCUUGCGCUCCUGAACUACACUUCCCAGGAGGCAAAAAGAGCGGAGCGCAUGCGCAUUUUCCCUCUCCAGCAUGGCUACGGUGCUGUCACGGGCGCUGAAGCUGCCAGGGAAAAAGAGUCCAGACCUUGGAGAAUAUGACCCUCUCACCCAGGCUGACAGUGAUGAAAGCGAAGAUGACUUGGUCCUCAACUUGCAAAAAAAUGGUGGUGUUAAAAAUGGGAAAAGUCCCCUGGGAGAAGUACAGGACGUGGACUCGGAUGUGGAGGUUGGAGUGACGAAGCAGCACCUGUCAGAAGGGACAGUGGAGGAGUAUCCUAGUGAGGCCCCAAGUAGCCUGGAGCAGAAGACGGCCAGCUCUUUGAUGCCAUACUUGCGCACAGCUAUCUUUUUGCUCACUGUGGUGGUCUCCAUGAUCCUUGUGCUUGUGUGUGCUUUUCUUAUUCCUUGUCCUCCAAGAGACUUGCAUAACACGUGGAUUCGUAACUUGGGUCAGGAGGCAGGUGGCGUACUCUUCCCACCAGAACUUUUUGAUGUAAAUGGUGAUGGUCUUCCUGACAUCCUGCUCUCCUUCACAGCUCUGAAAAAUGCCAGUGUGCUAGGUGUCUCCAAGCCAUGGGUAACUGUGAUGGCCCUUUCGGGUAUGAACGGCAGCACCCUAUGGUCCAGUCAUGUUAAGGAGGAGAUUCGGAGUGUGCAGUGUAAGGGUUUGAACCUGCUGCCAUUGGCAGAACCAGUCUGCCUUAUUACUGGGACCUCAAAAUUCCUCAGCCUUCUGAGUGCCUCCUCAGGGAAAACAGUUUGGAUGCUUAAUCCAUCCCACCUGCCAAGUGGAACCCUGGCAGCUCCAGCUGUUACUGUACCAGAUGUGGAUGGUGACAGGGUCAGUGAUUUAGUGGUCCUGGCCAUUGGAGAAACACAGCCAGAUUUAUGCUUCAUCCUGGUAUCGGGUAAAACAGGAACCCCUGUGGGAGGGCCUGUGAAGUACAGCAUCAAUGGAAAUGGAAAACUGAUUGGCCCUCAGGCUCAUAUCACCAGCCAUGGAGCCGUCUACAUCUUGUUUGGCUUUGGUAAUGUACAAGCAGUUGCCCUGCGGGAUAUCUUUGCUCAGGCCAAAAACCGAGACAGCUUUCCACCUGUGCUGCAGCAAGAAGAACCGGAGUGGGAGAAACGGCGAUCAGUCAAUUUGUCAGAGCUGAUUGAUAUUUACAGUGGCGGUGUGGAGUUCCUGCAGGCGGUAAAAUCUCCAGGAAGCAACUGCAGUGACCUUCUUGUCACUACUGAGCACGGUUUGACUUUACUACGAGGACAGGACUUAGAGCCUCACUGGAUUCUGAACCAAAAGGACAUUGACAGCCAGCCUUCCCCAGGAUACUUCAGUGACGAUGGGAUCCUGGACUUUAUGGUUCAGGCACAGAGUGGAAGCAACAUCACAAAAAAGCUGUUGGUGGUGGAUGGUAAAUCAGGACUCCCAAUCUGGACCUACGAGUUGCCCUGUCAUAUGAAAAAAUCAGAUGCACUAUCAGUGUUGACGUUGGACAAAAAAUCAGUCUUCCUCUUCUGGGCAAAUGAGAAGCAAUUUCCCUUAAAAAGCUUGGAGCCCAGCCCAAGGGUCCACCAUCUUUAUCUCCUCCAUCCCACUUUCCCUACAUUCCUCUUGGACCUCAGUAACACAACAGGCACAGUAACUGCUUCAUCCAUUGGAAUCAAUGAUCUUCAGAAAGAUGCAUUUUAUGUCACGGUGACCACAAGCCCCACUUCCGAGCACCAGCCAGGUUUUCUGUCAGUCAGCAAACUCCGUCUGAGGUGGGCCCUCCUGACUCAGAGCCGAGAGGUGCCCCUGAAGGAGACUGAUCCCAAAAUCAGCCAUGGGGAACUGAGGCGGUUUCUUUCUCGGAUCAAAUUCACGGAUUAUGCUCACAAGGUAUGGGAUGAGCCCCACCACUGAUUCUACUUCCAUUACAUACUGUUGCUUUUGUCACGGACUUGGCUGAGCCAUGCAUGACGUGAGAGUGUGGGUAUUUCUUAUCUGACAGCAAGCAGAAACUUUCAGCCAGCUCUGCAGUAUGUGACUAUUAUCAGGACCUUGGCUGUAGAAUAAUUUUGUAUUGUAUUGUAUGUGACUUUCUUUCUCUCUCUCUUUCUGUCUCCUUCCUACCCCACCCCAGUUCUAGCCAUGGGGAUUCCUCAGGUUUUUUGAGCAACAGGACAAAAAUGUGAUGCUGCAUAUCAGCAGGCCAAGCUAGGUAGCCAGGCUUUGUGAGGCAUUCAACUAAGGGACGAGGUGGGACCGGCCAUCCAGCUGCCAAGAGCUGUAUAAUGCUGGGGAGGCUGUUCCAGCAACCCUCAGGCAUCCUGACUUGAAGGAACAUUGCUCAGCCUUUCAAUUGCCACUUCCAGGUAGAUAUAAGAUGUACGUUAUGUGCAGGGAUACUGGUGUAUGUGUAUAUAUGCUGUAUUUUUAAUUUAUAUUUUUGUUGUUCCAGAAACUCUUAUUUAUAUCUUAGAAAGAUUCAGUGUACUCUGCCUCUUGUUGGUCUACCCUUAGCUUAUGACAUUCACAUUUUGGGUUCCUUCAGCUCUUCUACCUCCUUUGUUUUAGGGUCACCACAGUGUCCCAUUCCAUCUUCUUCCCCCAUCCUCCUUCCGAUUCCCAACCAAGGCCAAGUGGCAUAUGCUGUAGCCCUGAGUGAUUGUACAUACUUAUCCAGAACCAGAUGUGUUUUGUGCUGAUGUUGAAUUUAAAGGCUGUGUCCUCUCUAGUCUCCCCCAUUCUGAUUAUCAUGCUGGCAUGAGCUGUCCUGGAGUCCGCUAUCAUCAUGAAUAAGCAAAAGGCAAGAAAACAUUCAUCAUAAUGCUCUUGAUCAUCACCUAUCUUGCAACAUCCCAUCUCUUGGUGAAGUGCUACUGUGGCAGGGGACACUGUCUGUUUGCAAAAAUUAUCAUCAUCAUCAUCAUGAAAAUGAAAAACUGGUGUCUUACUCUGGCAAAAGCGGGCAAUGAAUUGUUAUCAGGGUACUGUGACAUUUUCCCUUGUGAAUGAUUCCUUGUUAUAACUCUGAGGCUUGGUGACUAUUAUUUGCUAAACUAUAUAGAGGAACGUUCCCACUACGUGGUGACCUGUAGAUACGUUGUAGUGUAAUUCCCAUGAUGCCCAGCCAGCAGGGCAGAUUUCUUACUUACUAGAGAAAGUCAGGUUAUUUGCAUUCUUUACUGCUUGGAUUGAUCUUUCUGAUGAGUGUGAGUUUUCUCAACUGUGUCAGCUGAACGGGGUCCACUCAGUUCAAAGCUAAUGUUUUCUUUGAGAAUGUGGACUGUCUUCUGAUUGCAGCAGAUCAGUGGUUCUUAACCUUGGGUCCCCAGAUGUUCUGGGACAAACUUCCAGAAACCUUCACUACUAGCUGUGCUGGCCAGGAUUUCUGGGAGUUGUAGUCCAAGAACAUCUGGGACCCAAGGUUGAGAAGAACUGCUGUAGACUCCAAGCUUUGUUAAAGAUAGUGAUUGGUUGUGACAUUUUUCACCCUGCCACCACUACUGUUGCACCCUGAAUCCCUUCAUUUCCUCCCCCUUGCGACUUCGUCUACCCUGCCACCACUCUCUUCUCCCGCCUUCUUUUCCCUCUUUACCCCGACAUCUUUCUUUGAGGGGUUCUUCCUAGACAUCAUGGCCAAGUUGCCCACUGUAGAAUAGGCAAUCACCAUGACCACUCUGCCUACUAUGUCUUGUUCUAAGAAAUGAUCCCUUGAAGCUGAGGAUGUAGGGCCUUCUAGGCUCUGCAGAGAUCCAGACCAGAUGUUUAUCUGUGGUGGCAUUUUUGCAAUAGAAAAGAAGACAUCCCAACUAUCCAGAGUGGAACAAUCUCUGGAAAGAUCACUCAGGUGCAGUGGCUCCUCCACACACCUGCAAUAGCACCUCCCAGCUGCAACAUUUGCCACAUACAAAGAUGAUUAUUGGUGCACCUCACAAAAUGGUGGUGGUGGCGGCUUAUCUGAGCAGGGGAGAUUUGCUGCCCCCUUUUUUUGCCACCUCAGGUGGGAUUCAAGCAACCUUGUGGGAAAAACAACCCUGGUUGUUUUGUGUGUAAUGGCAGCAGACAUGCGGCCAAGUUGUAUGUGUUAGAGAGCCUUACUGCUUUUGCUGGUAGCAAAUUCCAUAGUAGGCAUCUAUGUUGUACUGAAGAUGUUCUUCUGUUUCUCUGCCCUUUUACCCUACCAUUCAGCUUCAUUGGAUGAAUCUGGAUUCUAGUAUUAUGACAGGGGAAAAAUAGCUUUCUAUCCAUUAUUUUUGCACUAUGUGUAAUUUUAUACACUUCUGUCAUAUCCUCUCCUUUCCCCCCCUCUUUUUUUUGUAAAUGAAAGGUUCCCAAAUGCUGCAAAUGUUCUUUUUUUAGGAUAGUUGCUCCACCCUUCUCUUUAUUUUCACUGCCUUUUUCUGCACAUUUCCCAGCUGUAUGAUAGCAAUUUGGUGGCAUGCGGUAACCUGAAAUUUAUCCCAAGUGUAUUUGCCCCAUAAGAUUUGUACAGAAGCAUUACAACAUUGAUGGCCAAAAUUCAGUUGUGAAACACCACACAUGUAAAAGGAAUAGCACCAGCAAUUUUCAGAAUUUUCUGUCUAUUGGUACACAUCCAGGUGCAUGAUAGACAGUCAGAACAGUUGUACACCCCACAAUGGUUGCAGUGAUUGCAACAGGAUUCUGGCUAACAUUUGGCUUGUGAUUCAUUUCCUCUUGACUCCUGGAAUGGAAUCAAUUUUUUCACAGCUGUCAUAUACUGGGUUAACCUUUUCAGUAGGCUGUGACCACAGAAUUCCUUUUUUGUCAUGCACUCCCAUCUAUGUAUAAGGAAAGUUAGGAUUUUCUGCUCGCUGUGCAUCACUUUAGACUGAACGUAUACACUGAACCACAUUUGUCACUUUAACUGUCUGCUCAUGUACUGUAUUUGGAAAUAUCUUUUGGGAGUUCAUUGCAAUUACAGUACUUCUUGUUUUUACCACUCUGACUAACUUGUGUUUUCUGACCUCUAACUCACCUUCAGCUCCUCUAAAGACCAGUUAGAUAAUUUAUGAACAAGUUCAGAAGUGCCAUGCCCAGUAUAAGCCUUUGAGGAAACUUCAUUUAUUACAUGUUUCCAUAGUGAAGACUGCUUGUUUACUGAUGCUGGAUCAGAGCCAUAUAAUGGUAGGGAGAAAGUUGUUCAUUGUUAUUGCAUUGAAAUAAAAAUCUGUACAUAUUCUGUCCCUUGUCAAUAUCUCUUUAUCACUUGCUUUCCCCCUCCCCCUCAUACUAGCCCCUAAGGCAUGACUUCCACACACUUUCUCACUUAGUAAUUCUUCAGCUUCUGAAAUAUAUAUUUUGGAGAGGAGUUUGACUAAAUAGCUUUGUAAAUACUAGCAGAACAAAUAGCACUUGCCCUCCCCUUGCCAUCCUUGAGGCCUGGCCAGUGUUUAUAAUCAAAGGUAUUAACAAAAGGCAUUUGUUCCAGAUUUCCUUAAUAGAGAGAGUUAGUUUUCAUGCUACCCAGUCCUAGCUGGUAAAUUCUGUAAACCACCUGAAAUGACAGAAUGUGUUCUGAAUUUGUUUAAACCACAGACUUCAUUUGUUUUGUUUGAUAAGACUAGAUUCUCCAUAAUGUGAAUUUUUUUUGGUGCACUUUAAAUAAAGAGCUUGUAUGUAAAUUGUUUGAACUGUGAACCAUAAUGAAGCAAAUAAAUAUCAUGU
This is a messenger RNA of Pogona vitticeps (central bearded dragon), 5727 nucleotides long. RefSeq names its product family with sequence similarity 234 member B (gene FAM234B). Lineage: Eukaryota; Metazoa; Chordata; Lepidosauria; Squamata; Agamidae. The record is from RefSeq and is a predicted model, not a curated record.